Fusarium oxysporum Fo47 is the source of this 1236-nucleotide messenger RNA. Its product is annotated as exosome non-catalytic core subunit RRP42. The record is from RefSeq and is a predicted model, not a curated record. The coding region runs from base 139 to 1155 and encodes 338 amino acids. Gene Ontology annotation, biological process: nuclear mRNA surveillance; exonucleolytic trimming to generate mature 3'-end of 5.8S rRNA from tricistronic rRNA transcript (SSU-rRNA, 5.8S rRNA, LSU-rRNA); U1 snRNA 3'-end processing. Gene Ontology annotation, cellular component: nuclear exosome (RNase complex); cytoplasmic exosome (RNase complex). The transcript is spliced from 2 exons. NCBI's taxonomy places the organism in Eukaryota, Fungi, Ascomycota, Sordariomycetes, Hypocreales, Nectriaceae.
CAACACCAAAACCCAGCGUCAUUACUGUUUCGCGUCGCAUCUCCCAUUCAAGCGGCCAAGCGCGCUAACUUUGAUACUGAUUUCAGCGCUUCGUAUUACAGUCUUGCCUACUGGGAAUUUGCCUGUACCAUCAUCAUCAUGGCGUCCCAGAUAAAUCUCUUCUCGCCAGCCGAACUUGCCUAUCUUCACCAGUCACUCUCGUUACAUCCUCCAAUCCGCCCCGAUGGGCGCACACCGACACAAUUCCGUCCCUUGACAGCAGAGACAGGCGUUCUGCCUGGUACAAAUGGCAGCGCGCGCGUACAUUUCUCUGAUGGCACUGAGGCCAUUGUAGGAGUCAAGGCUGAGAUUGAGAAGACUGGAGGAAGCGAGGAGCAGCGGGACGAAGAAGAUCGAACAAGGGGUGACUGGCUCGAAUUGGCAGUUGAGAUCCCAGGACAGAGAGAUGAUGAAGCCUCGACAAUAUUCCUGGCAGAAAUGUUGAGAGAGGCGCUAUUGGCAGAUAAUGAGUUUGCCAAGAAAUUGAGAAUCAACAGACGGUUUCACUGGCGACUAUAUCUCGACGUUCUACUAAUAUCUCCUCCGCUAUCAUACCCUCUCCCACUACUCUCACUUACAACACAUCUCGCACUUCUGGCCACCCGUUUGCCCCGUCUCAAGUCUGAAGGCGACGAGGAUCCUAUGUUUGACGACGAUUGGGAGGCGUCGACAUUCUUGUACCCUCGCGAUGGUGCUGAUGCAGCAGGUUCACGACCAUCUAUCACACUUCUCGUGGUUGCGAUUGGCGACAACAUCAUCUUCGACCCUGCAAAGGAGGAAUUGGCCGUCGCGGAGACAGCGCUGGCCGUAUCUGUGGCGGAGGUCCGUCGAGUUGCAACUGAGGGCGACAUGGAGGUUGACAAGAAGAGCCGCGAGCUCAAGUUGUUGUCUAUCCGAACCAUUGACCCGCCAUCAAGGCUCACACCGCCCGGAGUGCCACAUACGACGAAUGGAACUGCACAAAAGGGAGAGGCUCAGACAGCUGAGGGAGUGUGGAAGGCACCAUUGGGUGGAACGAAGUUUGGAGUAAUGGACAGUAUAAUACAGGCUGUACUGGAGAAGGGCGGAGUUGCGGAUGAGGUUUUGGAGGGCCUGGAGGGUGUCGAGCUCACAUGAGACUACGUAUGAGUUGAAUACGGGUGUGAUAGAAAACUACAAAGCCUCAUGAGGCUGGAUUUCAUGUAAUCGUACAACGUA